AUGGUUAAAAGAGGAAAAUGGGUAUUUUUUCGCCGUAAUCAACCUGAAGGGAGUUUCAACACUGCACGUGUCCUGAACUGUAUCAGGAAGUUUAUGGAACAAAGGAAGAAUUGGAUGACAGUUGGGAUCCUUCCGUUGUCCUUAAUACACUUCUUGAUUUUCCCCGACCCGCAAACAUUGCCCUCUCAAACAACGUUGGACUUAAUUGUUAACAAGCCCCUUGACAAAUACAUCCUUACCGAAGCACUCAAUCGACGUCCGCUCGAAUCUAGAAAUGGUAUAGAACAACGCUUUCGACUCACCAGUAUUCGCGAGCUAGUAACCGAUCGUACCCCGUUAUUAUCAUUCAUUUUCUAUACUGGCGCCUUCACAUAUCAAUACAACACAAAUUUCGAAUCCCGAAUCAUUUUGGAGGCAGAGGAUAACUUUGAACCACUUUGCCGAUUUAUCGAGGAAGCCAUCGAAGGACAAUAG
Ambispora gerdemannii is the source of this 474-nucleotide messenger RNA. The record is from the annotation of a GenBank genome assembly. NCBI's taxonomy places the organism in Eukaryota, Fungi, Glomeromycota, Glomeromycetes, Archaeosporales, Ambisporaceae.